Messenger RNA from Xyrauchen texanus (razorback sucker), 3692 nucleotides. RefSeq names its product metabotropic glutamate receptor 8-like. Gene Ontology annotation, molecular function: group III metabotropic glutamate receptor activity. The coding region runs from base 332 to 3061 and encodes 909 amino acids. Gene Ontology annotation, cellular component: membrane. The transcript has 11 exons. Lineage: Eukaryota; Metazoa; Chordata; Actinopteri; Cypriniformes; Catostomidae. The record is from RefSeq and is a predicted model, not a curated record. Gene Ontology annotation, biological process: regulation of synaptic transmission, glutamatergic; G protein-coupled glutamate receptor signaling pathway.
UUUGGUGAUGCUUUCUGCACGCGCUGUUCAUUUCAGCACCACGAGCCUCAAUCAGAGAGCGGACAGAGAGUCUUUUGAAGAUGUGAGAAUUUUGGAGUUUGAUGCUGAAAAGGACUUCAAUGGUUUUGCAUCUUCAUGCAUGACAUGCAUGUCCUACGUUUGCGUCCAAUGAGAAAUCCCCGUGGCCACACUCUAACUGGUCAGGGGGCUCGACUUAAUCAUUGAGAUGGGCAAGGACGUUACUACCCGCCUACUUCCCCAGUAGUCCUCAACCACCUGGACCUAUUUUUGGAUCUAUACUUCCUCACGUUGUCCCCUGUUCCAUUUGGAUAUGGAUCCCAUACGUCUAAGCCGGAUGCAAUAUCAGCUCCUCCUUUUCCUCUGCUACUGGUUGCCAGUCUCCCUUCAGCGCAUUGAGACACCACCACCGGAGUACGCCCACUCUAUCCGUCUGGAUGGUGACAUAAUCCUUGGCGGCCUGUUCCCUGUUCAUGCCCGGGGUGAGCGCGGCGUCGCCUGCGGUGAGUUAAAAAAGGAGAAGGGUAUUCACAGACUGGAGGCUAUGCUCUUUGCUAUCGACUUCAUCAACAAAGACCCGGAUCUGCUGCCCAACGUGACACUGGGCGCCCGUAUCCUUGACACCUGCUCAAGGGACACUUACGCCCUUGAGCAGUCUCUAACCUUUGUGCAAGCUCUUAUUGAGCGUGAUGGUUCGGAUGUACGCUGUGCCAAUGGAGACCAGCCCAUAUUUGCCAAGCCUGACAAAAUCGUUGGGGUUAUUGGAGCGGCGGCCAGCUCUGUCUCCAUCAUGGUCGCCAACAUCUUGAGGUUAUUUAAGAUUCCUCAAAUCAGCUAUGCAUCCACAGCGCCAGAGUUAAGCGACAACACCCGCUACGACUUUUUCUCCCGCGUUGUUCCCCCAGAUUCUUACCAGGCCCAGGCCAUGUUGGAUAUUGUCACGGCAAUGGGGUGGAACUACGUCUCCACGCUGGCCUCGGAAGGGAAUUAUGGUGAAAGCGGUGUGGAAGCGUUCAUGCAGAUUUCUCGGGAGAUAGGUGGGGUGUGUAUCGCACAGUCUCUGAAGAUCCCUCGGGAACCAAGGCCUGGGGAAUUCGACAAGAUAAUCCGACGGCUCCUGGAGACCCCCAAUGCCCGAGCCGUCAUCAUGUUCGCCAACGAGGAUGAUAUCAGACGGGUCUUGGAUGCCGCCAAGAAUAGCAAUCAGACGGGUCACUUCCUGUGGGUGGGGUCUGACAGCUGGGGCUCCAAGAUCUCACCGGUGAUACAGCAGGAGAGAGUGGCGGAGGGGGCCAUCACCAUCCUGCCCAAACGAGCCACGGUCGAGGCAUUCGAUCGCUACUUCCGUAGCCGCUCACUCUCCAACAACAGAAGAAAUGUGUGGUUUGCUGAAUUCUGGGAGGAAAACUUCGGCUGCAAGUUGGGGAUGCACGGCAAACGGCCGGGAAGCCUCAAAAAGUGCACUGGGCUGGAGAAGGUGGGUCGAGACUCCAGUUACGAGCAGGAAGGGAAGGUGCAGUUUGUGAUGGAUGCGGUUUAUGCGAUGGCACACGCGCUGCACCGCAUGCACAGAGACUACUGCUUCGGCUACCCCGGCCUCUGCCCCCGUAUGAGCAACAUCAACGGGAAAGAGCUGCUGGGAUACAUCCGAAGCGUUAACUUCAAUGGAAGCGCAGGAACUCCAGUGGUGUUCAAUCAGAAUGGUGACGCGCCAGGGCGAUAUGACAUCUUCCAGUAUCAGAUCACUAACGGAUCAACAGCUGAGUACAAAGUGAUUGGCCAGUGGACAAACAAGCUGCACCUUACUGUGGAUGCCAUGCGCUGGCGGAUGGGCGACCCCACACUUCCAGGUUCGGUGUGUAGUGUGCCUUGCCAAAUGGGUGAAAGGAAGAAGAUUGUGAAGGGUGUACCGUGCUGCUGGCACUGCGAGCGCUGUGAAGGGUACCACUUCCAGGCCAGUGAGUUCAGCUGUGAGUUGUGUCCGUACGAGCAACGUCCAGACCGCAAUCGCACCGGCUGCAUCCCUAUUCCUAUCAUCAAACUGGAGUGGCACUCGGCCUGGGCGGCCGUGCCGGUCUUCAUUGCAGUUUUAGGCAUCCUGGCCACUAGUUUUGUGGUGGUCACUUUCGUCCGCUUCAACGACACGCCCAUUGUUCGUGCAUCUGGCCGGGAGAUGAGCUAUGUGCUACUGACAGGCAUUUUUUUGUGCUACGCCAUUACGUUCCUAAUGAUUGCCACGCCAAGUUUGGGGGUCUGCUCCUUCCGACGAGUGUUCCUGGGAUUGGGCAUGUGCUUCAGCUACGCAGCUCUGCUAACCAAGACCAACCGCAUCCACCGAAUCUUUGAGCAAGGGAAAAAGUCGGUGGCCGCCCCACGAUUCAUAAGUCCCGCCUCUCAGCUGGCCAUCACCUUCAGCUUGAUCUCGAUGCAACUUCUUGGUGUGUUUGUGUGGUUCGCAGUGGAUCCACCACACACGGUUGUGGACUACGGCGAACAACGUACGUCCCACCCGGAGAAGGCCCGUGGAGUUCUCAAGUGUGACAUCUCGGACCUGUCACUCAUCUGUUCGCUGGGCUACAGCAUUCUGUUGAUGGUCACAUGCACUGUUUAUGCCAUCAAGACUCGGGGCGUGCCAGAGACCUUCAACGAGGCCAAGCCAAUUGGAUUUACUAUGUACACUACCUGCAUCGUUUGGUUAGCUUUUAUACCCAUCUUCUUUGGCACGGCACAGUCUGCAGAAAGGAUGUAUAUUCAGACCACCACCCUCACCAUCUCUCUCAGCCUCAGCGCAUCUGUAUCUCUCGGGAUGCUCUACAUGCCCAAAGUUUACAUCAUCAUCUUCCACCCGGAGCAGAACGUGCCCAAACGCAAGCGCAGCUUCAAAGCGAUCGUCACUGCCACCACGAUGUCAGGCAAACUGGUGCAGAAAGGAAGUGAACGGCCCAACGGGGAAGUGAAGACUGAGCUGUGUGAAAGUAUGGAGACCAACACAGCUUCCUCCACCAAGACCACAUACGUCAGCUACAGCAAUCACGCCAUCUGAAGAAGGCCACUCUCUCUGGGUGGAGCCAGGGGCGGGGCCUUGUCUAAACCAGGAUGGCUGUCAUGUGACAUGCUGACAGGCAAAUGGACCGCCCAUGGGCAUCCGCAUGAGACUUUUUGUAUCGUUCCGCAUCAAACUAAAACCUGCAGCAUCCUGGAAGACCAAAAAAAAGAAAACGGACUAACAGGACUGACCAGUGAGGCUGCUGUCAAAGAGCUAAUCCUGCCAUGAACAAACACAAACAUGCACAUACACUCAGAAAAUGCGACGGAAUAGUCGCAGGCUUGCGGUCAUGUGAAACAAAAUACAUACUUUCACAAAAAAUGGUGUAAUUGUAAAGCCGAUGGAAACUCAUUCACGGUAAACAUUGGAAAUGUGGAUGUUCUAAGUGAAAAUAUAUGAAAACUACCAAACUAUGUUUGCUGUUAUUCUUCUUGUAUUUUUGUGGUCGUGCUGAUUUUUUCAUUUUUGUCCCACUUUGUCGGAAACCUGCAUUCUGAGAUGUGUCUUGUAUUGGCUGACUGAACUGUACCACGGAGUUGUGAAGCUGUAAAAUGCCAUGGUUGAAGCAUGCUAGUUUUAUACCAAAACAAAAGAAGAAGAUUUAUUUAUAAUAAAGGAAUGUUUUGCA